Peniophora sp. CBMAI 1063 is the source of this 3039-nucleotide messenger RNA. The record is from the annotation of a GenBank genome assembly. NCBI's taxonomy places the organism in Eukaryota, Fungi, Basidiomycota, Agaricomycetes, Russulales, Peniophoraceae.
AUGUCUGAAGCCGUGUCAGCCGUCUCCCAGCCUCCGCUCCGCAUUCUCAGUCUCGACGGCGGUGGCUACCGUGGCCUCGCCUCGCUCGAGAUCCUCGACCGUCUCAUGACGGAGCUGAAGCGCGACGACGGUUCUGUUCCAAAGCCUUGCGAGGUCUUCGACUUCAUCAUCGGCACCAGCACCGGCGGCCUCAUCGCCAUUCUGCUCGGCCGUCUCCGCCUUAGCGUCGAACAAGCGCGCAAGCACUACCUCGAGUUCGGGGAGAAGAUCUUUGGUCAGCAAGCGCAUGUCAGCGACGAUCCUGUACACUGGCUCAAGACUGGCGAGGAGACGCUCAACCCGGCGCCCUUGGAAGGGGUCCUAGAUAAGGUUGCGUCUGGCCUGGAUCUACUAGACCUUCAGCCGAACGCGUGCAAGGUCGUUGCGCUUACGACUGAGAAGGGCGCGGUGGCGUCCGAUCCCGUAUUCAUGCGCUCGUAUCGCAGCGAACACCCACUCCUCCCGAGCGACGGGUCCUGGAGCCACAACUGGACCAUCAAGGAAGCGGGUCGUGCAACGUCCGCGGCGCCAACAUACUUCCCUUCCGUACACAUCAAGGACCAUGGCGCCGAGAAGGUCUUCGAGGACGCCGGUGCCGCCGGCUACAACAACCCCGUUCUCAAGGGGAUAUCCGAAGUUCGCAACCGCAUUCCCGAGUUCCAAGGGCGUCACAUUGGUUGCCUCGUCAGUAUUGGCACCGGCCUGAGCAAGAUUCUCAAGGAGAGAAGCGAGAAUACGAACCCGGAUCCGCUCAGUUGGGGUUUGUUCAAGUAUCUCUUGAGCCCGAAGGACAACACGAACGCUGUUAAGAAGCGCAUGACUGAGUUUGCGGAGUACCUUGUUUCUAUCGCCUCUGACACGGAGGACGCGCACAGGGUGGUCCGAGACGACCCGCAGUUCAAGGGGGUCUACUUCCGUGCGAACAUCCCCGGACUCGGUCAGUUCAAACUCGACGACCUAUCUAAGCGCGAAGUCCUGCAGUCUGAGGCUCGCAACUGGCUGAACGGCGAGGGAAAGAGCUUCAUCACGGACUGCGCGAAGAGGAUGAAGUCGACCACCAUCCCGUGCUUCGAGCUCAAGCCGGCCCCCUUCGGGAAGCCUGAAUGCGUGGGACGCGACAACGUUGUCGAAGAGCUUAGCAAGACCAUCUCCUCCGACAUCGCGUCCAAGGCGGAGUUCAAGCCGUGUUCUAUCCUGAUCCAGGGCCCUCUCGGGGUUGGCAAGUCCACCGUCGCUCUUCAGGUCAUGAACGACUCUCGCGUCAAGAAGACCUUCGGCAACCGCAUAUGCUACUUGCGCUGUGACGGCAUGUUGGACAUCGCCGCGCUCAAGGGCAAGCUUCUUGCCAUGCGGGAGAUCGACGGUGGCAAGGCCUCGGACGCUGAGAUCCAGGAGCUGCUCUCUUCCGCUCCGACGCUCGUCUGCUUGGACAACUUCGAGCAGCUUUGGAACAUCAGCGAGCUUAGGGACGAGAUUCGGCAUAACCUCCUACCUCUCCUAGCGCGCGGCUCUAGCCUCAUCGUCACCGUGCGCGGGACUCCGAACAUUGACCUUGAUGUCUCCGGUGGCUGGUCGUUGAGCACACCCCUCGGCCCACUCGGCGCUUCCGACGCCCGCAAGGCCAUUCUGUCUUUCGCGCACAAGCCCGAGCCGUCCGAUGCGACAGAGCGCGCGGCUCUCGACUCCCUCGUUGCAAAGUGCGAGGGUCUUCCCCUCUCCCUCUCCCUCCUCGGUCAUCUCGCCGGCGCCCGCGACUUCACCGCCAUCGUCACGAGGCUCGUGACGCCCAAGGCAGCUGCCAUCGACGACUUUGAAGAGACGCGAGGUCUUGGCGCGACCAUCCGGCUGACCUUGGAGGAGGACCGCGUUCGCAAGUCUCCUUCAGCCCUCGCACUAUGCUACGCUCUGGCGUUGCUCCCGGAUGGCGCCGGCCCCGACUUCCUCCGUUCCGGUCUCAUCGGUACCGCGAUGGACAUCGACGAGGCGAAAGCGAGGCUCAUAGAGCGCGGAAUCGCGUACACGGAGCCUGCGUAUGGCCUUCUACGCAUGCUCGGUCCACUUCGCGUAUUCUUCUGGAACCUCACGCCGAAGGAGCAGGCGGCGUACGGCGUCGACUUGCCAAAGAUCUACGACGCUAUCCGUACCUUCUACUAUGGACUCGCUAGCAAGCCCUUGGACGACGUCCGCGAAACCAACACCCGCCGUCUUUACUUCGCGCAAGCUCGGAACAUCGAGGUCAUGGUCAUGCGCGAUCUUGCGAACCCGCCCCGCGACGCCUCUGCGUUCGCGGCUGUCGUCGAUGCUGCUUGCGGUGUGUCUGGAUGGUACGUGUGGGCCGGCGUCCCUCACGCGUCCCCGUACCUCCUGCAAGCGCUCGAGCAAGCGAGGGCUCGGGAAGAUCUGGUACUUGUCGGCAAGCUGCUGCUUGAGAUCGGUCGCGACCUCGCCGACGAGGAAGACCAAGAAGCAAAGAUCAGGGCCAUGGUAAACCUCACAGAGGCGUACGCCGUCGGCAAGAAGCAUGCGGACGAGUUGAUGGCCAAGGGAGACGGCAUGAGUGCAGAGGAGAAGGCCGUGUUCAAGAAAAUGUACGAGCUCGCCGCCGACGCCAGCAAAGAGCGCGCUCGCCUCGCAUCUUCUUUGGGCGACGAUCAGAACGCGGAGGUUUGGCUUCACGACGCCGUCGUCGCCUAUGAGAACCUCUGGGACGAGGAUGGGUACAUGGACACGUUCAUCAUCUUGGGUGGCAUCCAGGCGAAGCGCGGCGAGGUGGAGGCUGCGGUGUCUUCUUACAACCGCGUUCUCGACGUCGCGAAGGGGAAGACCAAGUACCGUGAUCAAGAGGCCGUCGUGUGUCGCUCUCUCAGUGCGCUCGUUCCCGGGACGGAUGACAAGCGUAGGUUACUCGAGCGCGGGGCGGCGCUUUUCGACGAACUUGACAAGCUAGGCGCCGCGGCCGAGUGUCGCCUCACCCUGAAGGAGCUGGAGGUGGUUGUGUAG